Molecule: messenger RNA, 1850 nt
Organism: Nymphaea colorata (pocket water lily)
Lineage: Eukaryota; Viridiplantae; Streptophyta; Magnoliopsida; Nymphaeales; Nymphaeaceae
Product: GDP-fucose transporter 1-like
Exons: 2
Coding region: 339-1376 (345 amino acids)
Cellular component (GO): Golgi apparatus
Molecular function (GO): GDP-fucose transmembrane transporter activity; antiporter activity
Source: RefSeq, a predicted model, not a curated record
UAUUUGGUCCGUUUAUGUUUAUUGUUGCUGAAUGUCAUCCGUCAAGAAUGCCUACUUUUCCAACUUCUUCGGAUUCCCCAUUCUUCUAGUGAUUUUGAUGUAUCGAUCUCGUUAAGUUUGGUGUUUUUUUCUUUUACUACCUUCUAUCUCAAGUUGCUUUUUGUUGGUGAAGAUUUCUGUUAAGUUUAGGAAAGCAAUCUCUACCAUUGGUUCACUAUUAGCCGAAUCUAGCGAAGCCCUUGUUCUGCUGCAUUUCAUGGUCAUAUUUUUAAGGUCUUAAGUUCAAGGAUUAGGGCUGGGAUUUUAUUGUUGGCAGCUUGGAGGUGGGAGCUUGCAUUAUGGUGACAUUAAAAGUGGAGGGCUCCAAGCAGUAUUGGGCUACAAGCAGUCUUGUUCUUGGUUAUGCUCUUUGCUCAAGCCUCCUUGCUGUAAUCAACAAGUAUGCCAUCACAAAGUUUAGCUUCCCUGGUUUACUGACUGCCCUUCAGUAUCUUACAUCUGUGCUGGGUGUUUGGAUUCUUGGGAAAUUGGGGUUUCUUUACCAUGACCCAUUUUCUGUUGAAACUGCUAAGAGAUUCCUCCCUGCUGCGCUUGUUUUCUUCCUGGCGAUCUUUACAAAUACGAACCUCCUCCGCCAUGCAAAUGUGGAUACCUUCAUCGUCUUUCGGUCAUUGACACCCCUCCUGGUUGCUAUUGCUGAUACUGUAUUCAGAAGACAGCCAUUGCCAUCUAAGUUUACCUUUGUGUCGUUGGUGAUAAUAUUUUCUGGGGCUGUUGGGUACGUUGCCACUGAUUCAGCAUUCACAGUUACUGCAUACUCAUGGGCUGUGGCUUACUUGGUUACAAUCACAACAGAAAUGGUGUAUAUCAAACACAUGGUCACAAAUCUUGGAUUGAACACUUGGGGCUUUGUUUUCUACAACAAUUUGUUGUCAUUGAUGAUGGCACCUUUGUUCUGUAUCAUAACUGGAGAAUAUAAUGAUGUUUACAUGGCUGUUAAUGGAUUGGAGACGCGCUCUUGGGUAAAGCCCGGAGCCUUCUUAGCAGUGUCCCUGUCUUGUGCAUUUGGCCUAGCCAUCAGUUUCUUUGGAUUUGCAGCAAGGAAAGCAAUCUCUGCUACUGCGUUUACUGUGACUGGUGUUGUCAACAAGUUCCUUACAGUGGCUAUCAACGUUUUGAUCUGGGACAAGCAUGCAAGUCCAGUUGGUUUGUUAUGCUUGCUUUCCACACUUCUAGGAGGGAUUCUAUACCAGCAGUCUGUGACUGGAGGUCCCCCUCCACAGCGAGGGACAGUGGCAUCCAAGCAGGCAGAUGUCACUGAUAACCAUGGUGAAGGUGAAUCAGAUGAUGAAGAAAAGAGGUUGUUGAGCGAGUAAACCUUCUGGGUUUAAUCUAGUACGAUCUCAACAUAGAAAAUUCUUGGCUCUAUGCGGCUAAGGAUUCAUCUGAUGUGAAGUCUUAGCUCCCUUUUAGGUCACAACUGACUUUGAGUUGCAGACUGUAGGAGGUUGUAAUGAAGUCUCAACGUUCUUCGAUCAGCAAUAAUAUAUACUAUAUUAUGGAUUAGUCAGUGUCCUCUUGCUUUAUUCUUGCUUAAAUUGUUGUCUGAGAAUUUGCCCAUGCAGGAAUUCAUCAGUGUUCUCUUGCUUCAUUCUUACCCAAGUUGUUUGGGAAUUUGGAUGUGCAGGGAGAUGGGCACAUUUUGAUCUCCUUGAAAUAGUUCUUUCUUUUCCAUUUUUUUUCUUCUGUCAUGUAGGCGUUUGUAAAUGUAGCAAACAUACAAUAGUUUGUGGAUAAAUGCUUUAUGCAGAAAGAUUGAGAACUACAAUGUAUUGAAGUUCUUCAUUGUC